This is a messenger RNA of Peromyscus maniculatus bairdii (prairie deer mouse), 2711 nucleotides long. Its product is annotated as interferon-gamma-inducible GTPase 10-like. The record is from RefSeq and is a predicted model, not a curated record. Gene Ontology annotation, cellular component: endoplasmic reticulum membrane. Gene Ontology annotation, molecular function: GTP binding; GTPase activity. NCBI's taxonomy places the organism in Eukaryota, Metazoa, Chordata, Mammalia, Rodentia, Cricetidae. Gene Ontology annotation, biological process: innate immune response; autophagosome assembly; cellular response to interferon-beta.
CUUUCUGCAAAUGCAUCUGUUACCCAUUACUCGGCUCCGCCUAUCCAUAUACAGUAUCAGCGUUUCCUUCUCUCUGGACACCGGGGCUCAUCGCUCCAGACCCCACGGAGGCUCUCUCCAGCCACUAAUCUCCUUGCUGUUUUCCUGUGGGAGGGCAGAUCCUUGCAGCUGUUGGUGGCUGUGUGGGGGCUGCAGUGAGCAACAGACUCAGCAUUUUCUACUCUUUUGGUGGAAACCUCGGCUUUGAUUAUUUACAGCAGAAGCUCUUUGGGGCUGAUCUUCUGCAGUAACGACCAUGGAUCAGUUCAUCUCAGCCUUCCUGAAGGAUCCGUCAUUAAAGAAUUGCCAACAAUUGGCUGUGGAAUUCUUGCCUCACUACUCUACAUUAAUCAGUAAGGCAGGAGGCAUGCUCUCUCCAGAAACUCUGAGCUAUAUUCAAAAAGCCCUCCAGGAGGGAAAGCUGACGGAUAUGGUGAGCCAGAUUCAGGAAGCACUAACUGCCGCGGAAAACGCUUCCUUGGAGAUCGCUAUCAUUGGGGAAUCUGGGGCUGGCAAAUCCAGUUUCAUAAAUGCCCUGCGAGGGCUGAGCCAUGAAGCAGAGGGGUCAGCUGGUGUAGGGAUUGUGGAGACCACUAUGAAUAAAACCCCCUAUCAACAUCCAAAAUAUCCCCAAGUGAUGUUCUGGGACCUGCCUGGGACUGGGACUCCCAAUUUCCUCCCAGACACUUAUCUAGAAAAAGUGGGAUUUGCUAACUAUGACUUCUUCAUCAUCAUAUCUUCCUCUCGGUUCAGCCUUAAUGAUGCUAUCCUGGCCCAGAAAAUCAAGGAUGUGGGGAAGAAAUUCUACUUUGUUCGAACCAAGGUGGACAGUGACUUAUAUAAUGAAGAGAAAACCAAACCCAGAACCUUCAGAAAGGAGAGGGUCCUUCAGCAGAUCCGAGACAACUGUCUGGCUAACCUCAUUAGUACUGGAGUGUCUGAACCCCGCAUCUUCUUGAUCUCCAACUUUGAUCUGGCUGACUUUGAUUUCCCAAAGCUGGAGGAAACUCUGCUGCAGGAGCUCCCUGGGCACAAGCGCCAUAUGUUUGCACUGCUGUUGCCUACUAUCUCUGAUGCUUCCAUCGAGAUGAAGAGACGUCUUCUCAAGGAGAAGAUCUGGCUGGAGGCCUUGAAGUCAGCAGCUGUGUCUUUCAUGCCCUUGGCGACCUUCUUGAGUGGCUUCGAUUUGCCUCAGCAAGAACAGUGCUUGAAGGAGUACCGAAACUACUUUGGCUUGGAUGACAAAUCGAUUGAAGAGAUUGCCUACAAGCUCAGUAAGCCCAUGGAAGACAUCAGGGGCUGCCUCAAGUGCUUGGAUUUCUGGUCCCUUGUAAAGGAUGAUAGCAUGGCAGUGAAAGCCGCGAAGUGUGCUGAAUCUUUUUAUGCCGUGAAAGGAGGUCCUGAGUCUUCUGUCAUCCAGGGUGUGAAAGUCUACUUUCUACGCUUAAAAUUCCUUGACACGGUGGCUGAUGAUGCUAGGCAUCUCUUGAACAAGUUAUAAAGAGUAAAUAUUGCCUGGCUAAAUUCAGUAAAUGAAUUUAAGGGCUUGUGUGUUUCAAGUUGGGAAGUGGGGUGUCCUUCCUCCAGACUCCCAGGCCAGCUCUUCCCUAAGGUACACAGAUGCCUGUCCUGUGGAGGAAGUCCAUUGCUUCCCUUUAGAAGUCACUCCCAUGUGCAAAUUGUUUGACCCUAGCUUGUUUUCUGUGUUCAUUGAUUUAUCAUGCUUGAUCUCCAGCAGUAACACACUCCCUGCUUUCAACUAUUCUCUGUGCUAAGAGAGAACCUGUUGCUGAUCCACUUAUGCUGGAAAACACACACACACACACACACACACACACACACACACACACACACACACACACAAGACACAGCAAAGCAAAACCAAAAACCAGUUUGUAAUAGCAAAAUGAGAAUUAUACAUUACUAUUUCCCAAUUCUUUCUCAGUUAUCAUCUCAACACCCUCCUCAUUAAAAUAAAGGAUGUUCUAUAAAUAUGAGAACACUAUUAAAUGGUUAAUAAAAUGUUUGCAGUGGGAAAACGCAACAUGAUCAGGAGGUGGUGACAAGAUUAAGUAGUGAAGUAGGAGCUGAAGGGACACUAGCCCAAUUAGCACACUCAAAGGGAUGCUAGCCCACUCGAGCAUGUGGCUCUGGCAGGCCUUGCCCUUCUCUCCCACGCCCUCUGCCUUGCUAAAAACUGUUAGGUUACAUUCUAAAGGGAGCCACCAAGGUCUUGUCUCUUAUUUGACUACUUCCUCCUCCUGAGGCUGACGAUCAAGGUCCAGCUAUCGAAAUGUUGAAGUCCAGCAAUCAGAAGCCCCCUUUGGCUCACUUAACUAACAUGCCCAAUUAAAAUUAAACACCUCGUCCUAACAUGAGAUUUCCCGUUUUACCUUUAUAAACAGCCAUUUGCUUAUGUGCGGCCAUCUGUCCCUUCUCUAUCCAGAGGCAGUCCUUUGUCCCUCUGAGACAAAUACCCUGUCCCCUUUCCCUUCCCCUUCUCCCUCAUCCCCUACCUUCUUUAUCACCACAUCCUAGCCCAUUCUAACACAGCUUUUUUUUUUCUUAAAAAUUACACUUGAAAAGUCAUUUGCCGAUGUUUUUCUACAUGAGUAAGAAAGCGGCCGCUUUAACUUUUCUUCCCAGUUCAAUAAAGGAUCUCUCUGUGAAAA